CUCUGGGAGGAUGGUGAAAUGGGCAAUGAUGUUAACUCAAUUCAACAUUGAGUACCGGCCAAGGUCAGCAACCAAAGGAUAAGCCCUUGAAGACUUCCUGGUAGAAAUGACCGGUCUGACUCCAGACCUACCGGUCAACAAACCCACUGAGCAGUGGUGGGAGAUGGCAGUAGACGGGGCAUCUGGUCCUAAAGGGUACGGGGGUGGUAUAGUGUUUACCACCCCAGAAGGGUUCAAGAUCUACCAUGCACUCGUCUUCAACUUCAAGCUGACGAACAACGAGGCAAAAUAUGAAGCUCUGGCUGGAGGGCUCAGACUUGCCCAAGCUCUUAAAAUCAGCCGGGUCAGUAUCAAAUCUGACUCUAGUUUGAUUGUUGGGCAAGUGACCGGUAAUAUGGAAGCAAGGGAAGGACGAAUGGCGCAAUACAAGGACCUGGUACUUGCCUUGUUAAAAAGCUUCGAGGAAUUCAAGAUCGCCCAAAUUCCCCGGGCGGAAAAUGCAGAUGCAAACCUCCUCUCCAAAUUGAUGCAGUAUGCUCCCGAGCAUGUUUCAAAACUUGCCCGGGUGGAAAUCCUGGAUCGAGCCAGCGUCGAAAAAUUGGAAGUCGCCACUAUAACAGCUGAAGGACAAUCUGACCGGUCAAACCUGGUCGGGGAAGACGACCAUUGGAUGUUCGAUCUGAUGGAAUAUUUGAUGGAUGGAAGCCUUCUAGAGCAAGAUGACCGGGCAAGAAAAGUGAAGCUCAGGGCACCCCGGUUCCAAGUCCUUGAUGGGAAGUUGUACAAGAGGGCGUUCGGGGGACCCCUCCUAAGGUGCCUAACUAACCCGGAAGCCGAAAGAGUCAUAGCUGAGGUCCAUGAAGGGAAACGGUUGGGAGAAGCAGGAAACAAGUGGCUUGAGGAACUUCCGCACAUCAUAUGGGCAUUCCGAGUAACACCUAGGAGGGCUCAUGGGGAAUUUCCGUUCUCCCUAACCUAUGGGUGUGAAGCAAGGCUGCCCAUCGAAGCUAAAUUCCCAACUUUCCGGGAAUCAAAUUAUCAACCACAACAAAAUGAAGAAGACCACUUGGCCGAGCUCAACUUAGUCGAAGAACGAAGAAUGGCCGCGGAAGUUAAAAUGAGCACAUAUCAACAAGUCGUGAAGAAGUACCAUGACAACAAGGUUGGACCGCGUUACUUCCAAGCCGGAGAUGAAGUCCUGCGAAAACGAGAGGCUAGCAGACCAUGUGACGGAGGAAAAUUGGCCAAGAACUGGGAAGGACCUUACCGGGUGAAAGCAAUCAUUCGCCCGGGGACCUACUGGUUAGAAACUUUGGAUGGUGUACCGGUAGAGAGAACUUGGAAUUCUUAUCAUUUGAGAAAAUUCUACAAGUGAUUGUAACACUAGGCGAGGCCUACUUUUAUUAUCAAUCAAAUUGAUGACAUUCAACAUUCUACAUGGCAGCAACAAAAAUGAUAGGUCGAACCUAUCCUAGGAGGGCUUCCCGAGUGGAUCGAAUCCACUUGGAUAAGCCAACUGAGACACAGGCCCCUGGCACGCUGGUUACUACACCGGUCUUGCUCAGUAUAAUAGAAAAAAUAUUAAAACCCGGA
This is a messenger RNA of Cuscuta campestris, 1593 nucleotides long. The record is from the annotation of a GenBank genome assembly. NCBI's taxonomy places the organism in Eukaryota, Viridiplantae, Streptophyta, Magnoliopsida, Solanales, Convolvulaceae.